Molecule: messenger RNA, 1780 nt
Organism: Styela clava
Lineage: Eukaryota; Metazoa; Chordata; Ascidiacea; Stolidobranchia; Styelidae
Product: dual specificity protein phosphatase 12-like
Biological process (GO): protein dephosphorylation
Molecular function (GO): protein tyrosine/serine/threonine phosphatase activity
Source: RefSeq, a predicted model, not a curated record
GGACUGACUUAUCAUAAUUAUUGUUGUUUCACAGGAAAUGCAUGUGAUAGAAGAUAAUCUUUGUUUAGGGAGCAUAAAGGAUACAAAUGAAGUUGACAGCUUACAAAAGGAGGGAAUUACGUACAUUUUGACAUUGGAUAUUAAACCUCUGGCCUCCAGCUUGACUGGUCAUUUUUGCACAAAAUUUGUGCCUUUAGAAGACAUUGAAACUGCCGAUAUUUUCGGAAAACUUCCAGAGUGCUUAAGCUUUUGUGAUAAUGCAGUCAAAAAUGGCAAACUUUUGGUACAUUGUCAUGCAGGCGUGUCAAGAAGUGUAUGUAUUGUUACUGCCUAUUUAAUGAAAAAGUAUUCAAUAACUUUAAUGGAAGCGGAAGAAAGAGUACGGGCAGUGAAAGGGGAUAUACAAAUGAAUGCUGGAUUUGUUCACCAACUACUCCUUUUUGAAACUAUGAAAUGGAAGGUGGAUGAGGAUCACCCAGUUUAUAAAAAGCACAAGUUCAAAAUGUUAAAACAUGAAAUUGAGAACGAGGGUCACCAACAGUUAUCUUCUUCUUUCAUAGCUGACAACCCUAUGAUGUCUGGCAACAAGAGCGGAUCAAAUAGCUGUGUCUACAAGUGCAAAAAAUGCCGAAAACCAGUAUUUGAACAAAGAAAUAUAUAUUCUCAUGAAAUUGAUAGCUCGAAAGCAUUUCAUGCCAAACUUUCUGAAAUAAACACUGUCAUGAAAUGCAGCUCAUAUUUUCUUGAACCCAUCAAAUGGAUGGAAAAAAAUAUAACUUCAAAUUUAAAUGGCAGACUUGAUUGUCCCUAUUGCUCUUUUCGAAUUGGAAGAUUUAACUGGGCAGGAACUCAAUGUUCAUGUGGACGUUGGGUUACCCCAGCUUUACAAAUACAUGCUAGCAAUGUGGAUAAAACUGCAAUAAAUUAAAAACAAAAUUUACCUGGAUUGUUCAGUUUGAUAAUAAGGAGCUACAUUCAUUUGGAGGAGCCUUUAUGGUUCAAAAUGUACUAGAACCCAUCAAAUAGAUGGAAAAAACUAUCACUUCAAAUUUAAGUGGAAGAAUUGAUUGCCCAUAUUGCUCUUUUGGAAUUGGAAGAUUAUCUGGACAGGAACUCAAUGUUCAUGCGGACGUUGGGUUACCUCAGCUUUACACAUACAUGCUAGCAAUGUGGAUAAAACUCUGCAAUAAAUUUAAAAAAUUCAUCAGGAUUGUACAGUUUCGCAAUAAGGUGCUGCGUUCAUUUGGAAGAGCCUUUUUUGGUUCAAAUGUUCUACACCCUGGGUGAAGUGGUUGGCAUUUGAGCCAAAAGCACAGCUGAAUCUACCUCCGUCUUGCCAUUACUUCGAAGCAAUGACAGAAUUCAGUUGGGUAUAGGCAAGCUUGACUGCUCAGAAUAGCAAAAUGCAAACCAUCUUGAACCAGAGAUGGACUUUCUUUGGUUCAAAGUUCCCCUUUAAUGUAUUUCCCUUUAAUGUAUUUCCCUUUCAAAUAAAGUACAAACUUACGGUCAAAUUAGACCCGACUCUACUAACUGUCUAAAGCUAUGGCCUAUUCUUUAAUUUCAUAUCAUGGAAUAAUUAUAAGGUAUCUAAAUCAUAUUUAUUUGAAAUAACUCAAUUGCAAAUACAUAUGUUGUUAUUUUUCAUUUUAUAUAUAGAGUCCCACAGACAAAGCCUGAAAGUAGAAUGAAUUUGAGUUGAUAGAAUUCUCAGAACUUACAGUUAAGUGAUGACACACUGCCCUCUUCACCCACGUUUACCUUACGCUGGGGGAAUGAA